Molecule: messenger RNA, 2048 nt
Organism: Benincasa hispida (wax gourd)
Lineage: Eukaryota; Viridiplantae; Streptophyta; Magnoliopsida; Cucurbitales; Cucurbitaceae
Gene: TPST
Product: tyrosylprotein sulfotransferase
Cellular component (GO): membrane
Molecular function (GO): heparan sulfate 6-sulfotransferase activity
Source: RefSeq, a predicted model, not a curated record
AUAUUUGACGAAACUCUGUAUUUUAAGCUUUGUAGCUUUUCUGAUGAAAUCAUUCCGAAUUCUCUGUUUCAGAAAGUGAAAAGAAAAAGCUGUGUUCAAUUGUUGGGCAGAGAGAUUAAUACUCCCCUUCGUUUUCGGAGGAGGAGGAGAAGGAGAAAAUCUAGCCUUUGUGUUUCUUCGCCAUUUCAACGCAAAGUAAGGAAUAUUCAUGACAAUCUCUUUCUUUUUCCCCUAAAUUUGAUGGUGUUUCUUCUGUUUGGAUGCUGGAAAAAUUCGGGAGGGAAAAAAGUGGCUGGAAGUUUCUGAAGGCCGGAAUUUUGGUGGGCCCUCAUUGAUCGCGAGGCCUGUCUCUCGGAAUCCCAACACGAUCUCGGAAAUUUAUGAGCACGAGAUCCCUAUAACCGAUACUUUGGUUGAAGGAGUGAGAUGCAUGGAUCCUAUUAUUAAGUUAAUUUUGCUUCUGAUAUUCUUCAGAAUAGCAUGUGCUUCAACUGAUGAAAAAAACUUUGAACACUGUGAAAGGCUUGUAAAAAGUUGGGCCUUAUCUUCUCUUCAUCAAGGUAUCAACAAAGAUAAACAUACACUACAAGAUUUACUGUUCUUUCUACAUGUUCCAAGAACAGGGGGGCGAUCGUACUACCACUGUUUCUUGAAAAAGUUGUACCCAAACUCUCAGGAGUGUCCCCGUUCUUAUGAUAAGCUACGGUUUGAUCCCAGCAAGACAAAAUGCAGAUUGUUAGCUACUCAUGAUGAUUAUAGCAUGAUGGAAAAACUACCGAAGGAGAGGACUUCGGUGGUGACAAUUGUCAGGAAUCCAGUUGACCGGGUUCUUAGUUCAUAUGAAUUUUCAGUUGAGGUAGCAGCUAGAUUUUUGGUACAUCCUGACCUAGCUUCUGCAACAAAAAUGUCCAAACGAGUGCGUGGAAAGACAAAUGGAGUGAGCACACUGGAUAUUUGGCCGUGGAAGUAUUUGGUUCCAUGGAUGAGGGGAGAUCUAUUUACUCGAAGAGAUGCUAGAAGGCAGAAAGGUUCAAGUGAAGCUAAGAGGGGCAGUCCAUAUGACAUGGAGGACAUUCUUAUGCCACUAAAAGAGUUUGUUGAUGAUCCCAUUGUUCAUGAUAUUGUUCACAAUGGGGCCACUUUCCAGAUAGCAGGAUUGACAAACAACUCCUACCUAACUGAAUCACAUGAGAUACGACACUGUAUACAGGAACAUAAGAGUCUUGGUCAACAUGUGCUUCAUGUGGCAAAGAAGAGGUUGGAUGCCAUGUUAUAUGUUGGUCUAACUGCGGAACAUAAGGAAUCUGCGACAAUGUUUGCAAAUGUGGUUGGUGCACAGGUGAUUUCACAGCUAAGAGAUGCCAACUUUAGCAUGGACACUUUAGCUGUCAAUCAAACAGGUAAUAGUAGCUCUUCGCAUUUGGAUUCUGAGCUUGAGAUCAAUGUUGAUCAGAAUAAUAGUACCUUAGAUGAAAAGGCUACUGUGCAAGAUGUAAGUGAAGCAAAGAGGGAAAAUAUGACUGUUGCAGAACUUAUUGAAGUUUAUGAAGGGUGCAUUUCAAGUCUACUAAAGACUCAAUCACGUCGUCGAUUUGCUUCUUUAAAGAGGAUUUCUCCUGCAAAUUUUUCAAAAGAGGCCCGGCGUUCCAUUUCUGAUGAAGUUCUGCAGCAGAUUAGAACACUGAAUCACCUGGAUGUGGAGCUUUUUAGUUAUGCUCAAGAAAUCUUUGCAAUGAGACAUGUGCAACUGAUGGGGAAUCUUGAUAUGAAAGAUGGAACAAAAAGCAAACUCAAUCGAUCACUUGCCUUUGAGCUAUGGAAAAUUCCUUCGUUGGUAAUGCUUUUUAUCUUACUCCUUAUUCUCUUCCUAUUUGCGAAUGCUCGGAGAAGAGUAUCUAAAGUUAAGGUAUAAUUGUUGAUUUAAUUUAUAUUUGAAGUGGAAAAGCGAGUUUUUGCAUCUCAACAUCUGUUUGGAUUUUAAUUGAAUGAACGGUUUUGCCUUUCAACCCUAUUUGAGCAAUUAUUUAUUGUUCUGCCUUCUUACUUGA